Messenger RNA from Parastagonospora nodorum SN15, 1121 nucleotides. RefSeq lists its product as hypothetical. The coding region runs from base 37 to 933 and encodes 298 amino acids. The transcript has a single exon. The record is from RefSeq and is a predicted model, not a curated record. NCBI's taxonomy places the organism in Eukaryota, Fungi, Ascomycota, Dothideomycetes, Pleosporales, Phaeosphaeriaceae.
CACCAGUCCAGCGUUCGGUCAACAGCCCAGGUCACGAUGCUGUCCACUAUGUCAUUCCCUCACUCGAUACCGCCAGCCUACUCGGCGUCAUCUGCCUCCCCCUCCAACAUGACCAGCUCGCUGCCUAUAAUACCGCGCGGUCCCGCUGCCCCGCAGCGUCCCAAGCUCUCCAUCAGCACCGUCAACACCCCCCGAAGUUUUGGCAAAGGCGCCAGUCUGCGACUUGACACUCUAAGUGCCGUCUCCCCCACCAAAGUCAACACCUUCUCCAACGCAUACCCAGCCCUCGAGCGCCCUUCGAAGCCCCGCCUUUGCAUAGACAGCAGCAUCCCGAAUGCGACCAGCGCCACCACCACCCCGAGUUCAGCGUCUACUCUCUCGUCCGCGCUCACCUCAGCCUCGCAGGAGUCUGCUACCAGUCCAAUACCCUACAAGCAGCCACACAACCUUACGUCAAUACUCGCAAAUAGCCCUGCACGGUCGAUAAUACCGCGCAAGAUGGCAGCCUCGCGGCCCAUGUUCCCCGCCGAGAAGCGCGUGUCUUUCCGCACCCCGCUGGAAGAGGAGAUCACCACAGUCAAGUACACUCUGGCCCAUUCGGAUCUAGAGGCUUCUGUCUCUACACUGUCCUCGCUCGCCUCAACCGCAUCCUCCGACUCCAGCCUCUCAGCUACACGCCAUUCGCUCUGCUCCGAUAGCUCUGAGAAGGCCUCUUCUGCACAAGAAAGCUCUCCCCGACCCAAGCAACCACGGACAGGCGACAAGCGAGACUCUUCGUCUUCCGAGGAUGACAGCGAUUCCUGUCCGGAAACGCCCGUCGCAGGACGUCGCAAGAGAACGCGCGACUGGCGAUGGACACUGGGGCCAGUAUCAGCAUCAGCAUCCGACAAGUCAACAGCCAGCGAGUCCACAACCAGCGAGGACAGCUGCUGAUCACAAUCUACCUUUCUUUUGCGUUUAUUCCCCACCACAUAGACGGCGCGUCACCGCAGGUCAUCACACGAAGGUUGCAUGGAGAUAUUGAGCGAGUUCACGAGCAUUUACGGCGUUAUGUCUUUUCCAGAGAUACCAUCAUCAUCAGCAUCAGCAUCGCAUUACCUCACUACCACAUUGCGCCACAC